AAGAGCGAGACAUUGGACUCGCGCGAGAGAGGGGAUGGUGGAAGCUACCGACCGAACCCUCAUCGCCUCCCCCUCCUCCGCAGUCGCCGCCGCCACGGCGGGGGCGGCGGAGGCGGGUCCGUCGUACGGAGCGGCGGCGGCGCCUCCUUCUCCUCCUAGGGCGGCGAGGUUGGACGCGGAGGAGGACGAGGACGAGGGCGACGUGUGCCGAAUCUGCCGCAACCCCGGCGAAGCUGAUAAUCCCCUCCGCUACCCGUGCGCCUGCAGCGGCAGCAUCAAGUACGUCCACCAGGAGUGCCUUCUCCAGUGGCUCAAUCACAGCAACGCCCGCCACUGCGAGGUGUGUAAGCAUCCCUUCUCUUUCUCCCCAGUUUACGCCGAGGACGCGCCCGCGAGGUUGCCGUUCCAGGAAUUUCUCGUCGGCAUGGCGAUGAAAGCUUGCAAUGUCCUACAGUUCUUCCUCCGACUCGCCUUUGUUCUUUCCGUCUGGCUCCUCAUAAUCCCCUUCAUUACCUUUUGGAUAUGGCGCCUGACGUUCGUCAAGAGUCUCGGCGAAGCGCAGAGGCUCUUCCUGAGCCACAUGUCGGCGCCUCUGAUUCUCACCGAUUGCUUACAUGGGUUUCUGCUCUCUGCUAGCAUCGUUUUCAUAUUUCUCGGGGCGACCUCUUUGAGGGAUUACUUUAGACACCUCCGUGAAGUUGGAGGAAACAAUGCUGAAAGGGACGAAGAAGGUCAAGAAAGGCACGGCGCUCGUGCUGUUAGGAGGCUCGCGGGCCCUCCUAAUAGGGUUGCCGACGGUGAUGGAAAUGCUGAGGAUGCAGGCGGCGCCCAGGGAAUUGCCGGUGCAGGUCAAUUGAUUAGAAGAAAUGCCGAGAAUGUCGCUGCUCGCUUGGAAAUGCAGGCUGCUCGUCUCGAAGCACAUGUUGAGCAGAUGUUUGACGGACUAGACGACGCUGAUGGUGCAGAAGAUGUGCCCUUUGAUGAGCUUGUUGGUAUGCAAGGACCUGUAUUUCAUUUGGUUGAGAAUGCGAUAACAGUUCUGGCAAGCAAUGCGAUAUUUCUCAGCGUCGUAAUUUUCAUCCCCUUUUCAUUGGGAAGGAUAAUUCUCUACUAUCUCUCAUGGUUAAUUUCUUCUGCCUCUAGUCCAAUGCUGGAGAAGUUUAUUCCACUGACUGAAUCAGCUCUUUCUUUUGUUAACAUCACUUUGAGGACUGCAUUAACUGCUGUAAAGAACUUGUCACCCGAAACCCAUUCUGAGGGUGGUAGUGGGCAUGUGCUGGAUGCCGUUGUUGGAUCCUUAAAACCAAAUGCAACCGGACAAGGCCUCCCUUAUGGUGUAAUGAACCCUGUUUCAACAGAUAUACUGAAAGGAACGGUCAUUGACUCUUCACGUCUUUCUGAUGUUACUACACUUGUGGUUGGAUAUAUGUUUAUAUUGUCUCUUGUUGCCUUCUAUCUUGGCCUUCUUGCUUUACUUCGAUAUGCUAGGGGCGAGCGAUUGAGUAUUGGGAGGCUUUAUGGUGUAUCUACAAUAGUGGAGACAAUUCCAUCUCUUUUCAGGCAGUUCUUGGCAGGAACAAGACAUCUGAUGACUAUGAUCAAGGUCGCUUUUCUUCUAGUGAUUGAAUUGGGGGUCUUCCCAUUGAUGUGCGGUUGGUGGCUUGAUGUGUGCACUUUGAAGAUGUUGGGUGCGACAAUUGCCCAAAGAGUUGAAUUCUUUGCACUAGCGCCAUUUGCAAGCUCUGCAAUCCAUUGGUUUGUUGGAAUUGUUUAUAUGCUCCAAAUAAGCAUCUUCGUCAGCCUUCUUCGAGGGGUGUUGCGGAGUGGAGUCCUUUACUUUCUCCGGGACCCAGCAGAUCCGAAUUAUAAUCCAUUCCGCGACCUAAUUGAUGACCCAGUGCACAAACAUGCUCGACGUGUUCUGUUAUCGGUUGCUGUAUAUGGAAGCUUGAUUGUGAUGCUCGUCUUCUUACCCGUCAAACUGGCAAUGAGAUUGGCACCUACCAUUUUCCCGCUGGAUAUUGCCAUUUUCGAUCCAUUUACGGAGAUACCUGCCGAUGUGCUGCUGUUCCAAAUAUGCAUUCCAUUUGCAAUUGAACAUUUCAAGCCACGUGAAACAAUCAAAGCCCUUUUACGAUAUUGGUUCUCUGUGGUUGGUUGGGCUCUCGGUUUAAUCGAUUUCCUACUGCCCAAGCCUGAGGAAAACGGUGGGCAUGAAAAUGGGAAUGUUGUGGUAGCAAGAAGAGAUAGACUGCGUGCUGAACGUGGGCUGCAUGACCAACUUCUGUUACAGCAUGUUGCUGCUGAAAAUCAUGACUGGAGAGGCCGUGCUGCUGAGAAUACUGAUAUUGGUGAAGACUCUGACGUAGAUGACCAAGCAGAUUCGGAGUACGGUUUUGUACUUCGUAUUGUGCUAUUGCUGGUUUUGGCAUGGAUGACUCUUCUGCUAUUUAAUGCAGCUUUGGUUGUUAUUCCGAUUUCACUUGGGCGUGCAAUUUUUAAUGCCAUCCCUCGCCUCCCGAUUACACAUGGCAUUAAGUGCAACGAUCUCUUUGCUUUUAGUAUUGGAUUCUACAUUAUCUGGGGUGUCGCAACAGGAGUCAGAUAUUCGGUUGAUUAUAUUAGAGCUCGAAGAGCUAGUGUCCUUCUAUCGCAGAUCUGGAAGUGGUGUACUAUUGUUGUGAAAAGUUCUGCUCUUCUCUCAAUAUGGAUCUUUGUUAUCCCAGUGCUCAUUGGGCUUCUUUUUGAGCUGCUAGUGAUUGUGCCAAUUAGGGUACCAGUGGAUGAAAGCCCAGUUUUCCUUUUGUAUCAGGACUGGGCUCUAGGACUCAUAUUUCUUAAGAUAUGGACUAGACUGGUAAUGUUGGAUCAGAUGGCACCACUGGUGGACGAAAGUUGGCGAAGAAAGUUUGAGAGGGUGAGGGAGGACGGCUUCUCUCGUCUCAGAGGUCUAUGGGUUUUCCGCGAGAUCGUCAUCCCAAUUAUUACAAAAUUGCUAACACUACUCUGUGUUCCUUAUGUCUUUGCCAAAGGGAUCUUUCCCGCAUUUGGCUAUCCUCUCAUUGUGAACUCUGCAGUCUACCGCUUUGCCUGGAUCGGCUGCCUCCUUUUUGGCACUCUCUGCUUCUGUGCUAAGAGAUUCCAUGUUUGGUGCACCAACCUCCACAAUUCUAUAAGGGACGAUCGCUAUCUAAUAGGUAGGAGAUUGCACAACUAUGGAGAAGAAGCUAUUCAGAAGAGUGGUGAAUUGGAGGUGAUUCCGCAGAACUCGAAUCUGCAGGAUGGUGCACUGAUUCGGCUCGGCCGAGAAGCAGAGCUGGGGCUGAGGUUGAGACAUGCUAAUCAGAAUCCGAACCAACAAAUAAGGCAUGCCAUGCUGUAGAAGGAGUAUGUCUGCUUAAAUAUUUGAAUGGGUUUUGAUGUUGCUACUGCUGCAAUUUAAGAUUGGUAUAUGAAAUCCCGCAGUUAUUUGGAACUUUAACUAUAUUUGUUGUUGUAAAUAUAACUAGAGUUGUAUUUGAUGAUUGGAUCCUGUGAAACUGACGUGAAACUGAGGUUAAUUGCAAACACCACCUAAGGUGAGUAAAAUAUUUUCUGUAAUUUUGGAUAGUCCUGCACUCUAGAGAUUAGAAUCCUUAGAAGAACGCCGGAGUAUACGAUAUGUAAGAUAUUGUUGAGUAUAAUGGUUUGUUGCCUUUAACCUUUAAUUUAA
Molecule: messenger RNA, 3712 nt
Organism: Ananas comosus (pineapple)
Lineage: Eukaryota; Viridiplantae; Streptophyta; Magnoliopsida; Poales; Bromeliaceae
Product: probable E3 ubiquitin ligase SUD1
Exons: 9
Coding region: 35-3382 (1115 amino acids)
Cellular component (GO): endoplasmic reticulum membrane
Molecular function (GO): zinc ion binding
Source: RefSeq, a predicted model, not a curated record